Danaus plexippus (monarch butterfly) is the source of this 1476-nucleotide messenger RNA. It is a transcript of the gene R2D2, whose product is annotated as RISC-loading complex subunit TARBP2-like. NCBI's taxonomy places the organism in Eukaryota, Metazoa, Arthropoda, Insecta, Lepidoptera, Nymphalidae. The coding region runs from base 155 to 1207 and encodes 350 amino acids. The transcript has 5 exons. The record is from RefSeq and is a predicted model, not a curated record.
UUACUUGAUAAAUCUGGAUCUUAAAAGUUAGAAUAUAGAAGUGACACUUCAUACUUAAAUAUCAAAUCGAUACCCAAUAAAUAUUUACGCCUUGCAGUGUAUCUAUGUUUAAGGGUCAAAUUUUAUUAUUUCAUUAAGUUUCGAAUUAUCAGCAAUGAUGAAGACUGCGGUAACAGUCUUGCAAGAGUUAAUGUUAAAAUUAGGUUUAGUGCCAGAAUAUGAAUGUGUGUCUCAGUCAGGCCCCCAACAUCAAGCAAUGUUUGAAUAUCGUUGUACCGUAUAUGGUUGUGAUGCUUCUGGUCUUGCUCGUUCUAAAAAAGAAGCUAAGCAGGAAGCAGCACGAUAUAUGUUGCAAAAGCUAUUUGCGCGUGGUCUGAAUGUGCCUGCCCCUUAUGCCACAAUGCCAUGUGAACAAGAGCGGCCAUCUUCACCUCCAUCUCCCAACAACAAUCCUGCUCUUGAGCCAGGCCCUUCAGCAGCUACGGGAAGGAGCACACUGCCACUAGACACUCGAAGCUAUGUUGCACUAUUGAAGGAGCUAAGCGAACAGUAUCAUCUUGGAGAGCCACAGUAUGAGCUCGUUAGCGACACAGGUCCUGCCCACCAUCGUCACUUCAGCAUUCGCGUCAGUUUGGGCUUACACUCGCGACAGUGUACAUCCACAACAAAAAAAGCAGCCCGUCAACUUGCAGCAGAACAAUUAUACACCUAUCUUCGUGAUAACCUUUCUAGACUCACUGGCGACUUUGUUGAGGAGGAAGCCUUGGCGCGUGCUCUCGAGAAAUCCUUAAAGAAAAAGGAAGCAGCCGCUGGAAGUGAGACUCCUAACAAAGGUUGUAACAUGGACACUGCCAUGAAUCGUUUUGCUGAACUACAUGAAAUGGCUGGUCACUGUCUGGACCUGGGACAACGGAUCUCAGAGUAUCACAAUGGUCUGAUGAUGCAAAUUGAUGAAUCCAAACGGCUGAGUGGUCAGGAGGCAUUGAACGCAAAAGGCUCAGCUGUAGACACAGAGCAAGUAUUAGAAAGUGUAUGCAGUGCGUUGGGCCUGCGAGUUGAAGGCGGUGUGUCAUGCGGCGAAACUUUAAGCGUGUUACGACUGGUUCCAACCGCGCCACCCCUAGCAUUCGCUGGAGAGGACAAUAAAGAAGCUGCGGCCGCAGCCCUGCGCUAUCUGCGACGGAACUUAGUCACUCGGUCUGUCUAAUAUAAACGCUUUAACAAAAUAUGCUAAUAAUUAAUUUUAAUAAUUUAAUAAGGAUUUUAAUUUUGAUCUAUAUUAAACAACUUUGAACCGAUUUAGGAAACAAUUUUACUCUGUAAUGAUUUCUCAAUAAUACUUUCUUAUAUAUCUAAGGAUAUAAUAAUAAUUGUCGUAGAGAAAUAAAAAGGCUUAUGAAAUGAAAUUUAUUAAUUUAUUAUGUUAACGUAAUAAGCACUACUGUAUCUGUAAUGGUAAUAAACUCUUAUGAAUAA